Messenger RNA from Dissoconium aciculare CBS 342.82, 1872 nucleotides. Its product is annotated as MFS general substrate transporter. The transcript has 4 exons. The record is from RefSeq and is a predicted model, not a curated record. The coding region runs from base 1 to 1872 and encodes 623 amino acids. NCBI's taxonomy places the organism in Eukaryota, Fungi, Ascomycota, Dothideomycetes, Mycosphaerellales, Dissoconiaceae. Gene Ontology annotation, biological process: transmembrane transport. Gene Ontology annotation, molecular function: transmembrane transporter activity.
AUGGCGGGCGCCAAAAAGGGCACCCAUUUCGCCGAGGAUCCGCCACAGGUCCUCAAUCAAGCCGACCUCGAUCGUGCCAACGGACGCCUUAACGAGAAAGACGGCGCUGACGGCGACAACUCCUCCAAGGAAGAUGUCGCUGAUGCCCAGAAAGACCGUAAGGCAAACGGUGUCGAUCUGGAGAAGCUCGGCAGCAACGACAAAUAUGAGAUCACCGAGGACGACUGCUACGAUGAGCUGGGUUUCUCGUUCCCGACCUGGAAGAAAUGGUACAUCCUCACAGUCAUCUUCAUCGUCCAGGUAUCGAUGAACUUCAACACCUCGCUCUACUCCAAUGCCAUUACCGGCAUUUCAGAGGAGUUCAAUGUCAGCGCGCAGGCCGCCCGUUGUGGUGCCAUGAUCUUCCUCGUAACAUACGCCUUUGGCUGUGAGCUCUGGGCGCCCUGGUCUGAAGAAUUCGGUCGCUGGCCCAUCUUGCAGCUAUCCUUAUUCUUGGUCAACAUCUGGCAACUGCCCGUUGCCUUGUCCAAAAACUUCGCCACGAUCAUGGUCGGUCGCGCCUUGGGUGGUUUGAGUUCGGCUGGUGGAUCGGUCACCCUCGGCAUGAUUGCCGAUAUGUGGGAAUCGGACAACCAACAGUACGCUGUUGCGUACGUCGUUUUCUCGUCAGUUGGAGGUUCCAUUCUGGGACCUAUCGUAGGUGGUUUCACAGAGCAAUAUCUGGACUGGCGAUGGUGUAUCUGGAUCCAGCUCAUCUUUGGCGGUGCCGUUCAGGCGCUCCACUUCUUCACCGUGCCCGAAACCCGCACCACUCGCAUGAUGAACAAAAUUGCCCAGAAGCGGAGAAAGCAAGACCCCACAGCCAAUGUCUGGGGUCCUGAUGAAUUGGUUCCAUUCCGCGACCGUUUCUCCGCUAAGGAGAUCCUCAAGACCUGGAUCCGACCUUUCCAUAUGUUCGUGACCGAGCCUAUCGUGCUGGUCCUGUCCUUGCUUUCUGGGUUCUCCGACGCACUCAUCUUCAUGUUCAUCCAAUCCUUUGGCAUUGUUUACGGCCAAUGGGGGUUCUCGGUACCACAGGUUGGACUGGCCUUCAUUUCGAUCGGUGUCGGUUAUGUCAUCGCAUGGAUCAGCUUUUUCCCUGCUAUCAGAAGGAAUAUCAAGCAGCGUGAAGCUAAGCCGGAAGACGAGCGAGUACAAUUCGAAGGACGCCUGUGGUGGUUACUAUGGACUGCACCAUGUCUACCAAUAGGCUUGAUUGGAUUCGCUUGGACGAUUCAAGGCCCGCCAAUUCCCUGGAUCGCAUCUAUGAUUUUUGCCGCGGUGGUCGGUAUCGCCAACUACGCCAUUUACAUGGCGACCAUUGACUACAUGAUUUGCGCCUACGGCCCAUACUCGGCCUCCGCUACCGGUGGAAAUGGAUGGGCGCGUGAUUUCUUGGCCGGUGUUUUGACCGUCCCUGCCACUCCUUUCUUCCUCAACAUUGGAGCUGACAGCGGUCGCAACCUCGAAUAUGCCACCACUAUCCUCUUCUGCAUUUCCUUCGUGCUGGUUAUCGCCGUGUACGUCAUCUACUGGAAGGGGCCGGCGCUGCGCAAGCGAUCGCCAUUCGCCCAGGCUCUAGCCGACGAGGGCGCCAAAGAAGGUCAUCGUCCCAGCAUCAUGCGUGGCGAGUCGGUUUACAACAGCCGCCAGAACAGCAUCGCCGCCGCCGCCACAGGUGCCCAGCGACCCACUAUGAACGGACGCACUUACAGCCAACAGCAACGCUUCUUCGGCGAGAAUCGCUCCGGUCGCAACACACCCUCUGCGAGCAGGUCGAAUAGUGUUGCCAACAUGCACCGCAAGCCUCACCCGGCUGGUGUCGCUCACUGA